Molecule: messenger RNA, 279 nt
Organism: Akanthomyces muscarius
Lineage: Eukaryota; Fungi; Ascomycota; Sordariomycetes; Hypocreales; Cordycipitaceae
Exons: 5
Coding region: 1-279 (92 amino acids)
Source: RefSeq, a predicted model, not a curated record
AUGCGCCUACGUGUCGUAUGCUGUUAUUACGUGCAGGUAACAAAAAUUCGGAUGCCGAUGACUCAGGAUGCCGACCACUCACGACGCCGAUCACUCACGACACUGAUGACUCAGGCCGUGAACCUUGAGGCUAGAACCGGGAGUCAGUAUACGGUCAAGCGCACAGCACACGAUAGGCUGGCUGGGCGGCAUGGCUCCUAUUGGAACGGAUACAAUGUGUGCUCCGACGACAGCAGCCCAGCCCCACGAGAAAGAAGAUGGCAAAAGGACAGCAUCUAG